CUGGGCACGUGUUUCUAUAAAAGGCUUUUCCCGGACACGCACAAAGGCUACCACAAUCAGCCAUCCUGAAUCAUCUGCAGAAAAUAUGAAAUUCGCUGGCAUAGACGGUUCUUUCUUCGUUCUCUUCACCCUCACUGCUCUUUGGAAUGCAGAAGGAGCUCAAGACUCUUGCGCACACCAAUGUGGGGAGCGGCUUGGUACCUGCUCUUGCCAGGCAACAUGCCAAUCCUUGAAGACUUGCUGUCCUGAUUAUACAGAAUUUUGUCUUCAGAUUUCUCCAUACUCAGGAUCUCUAAUGGGAGGCAAAGUCUUUUUGAUUGAAAAUACAACUUUUGAUGCCUCUUCAGAGAUAAAGUGCAGGUUCAAGCAGGAAAUCGAAACCAGGGGGUAUCUUGCUCAGGAUGGAAGAGUCCACUGCACCUCCCCAUUGCUGUAUGAGACUGGUUUCAUCCCUUUUGAUGUUUCUACAGAUGGCGGGGUGACAUUCCCGUACUCUGGAACUUGGUUAUCAGUACAUCACAGCAAAGUUUCAGAUGGAGAAAAAUGCACCUUGGUCAAUCAGACAAAAUGGCAAUACUAUGGCACCCCCAACACCGAUGGAAACUUAACGCUUACCUGGACACAGCAGGCACUUACAGAAACCCAAAUCGACAUAGAAGUCUGGGGAUACCAGGAAACAGGUGACAGUUACUCAGAAAACUGGUCGGCCGAAUGGAAAUAUCUUUAUACUUUGGCCAAAAAAAUCCCCAAUAACGGGAAAUUUUCUUUCAUUCCUGUACCCGCUGAAGGAAAUUACAGUACGUGGGACUAUGGAAUUUUGAGAAUUACACCCAGCAGCUAUCCUGACGGGCAGAGCAAUGUUCCAGCAGUCUGGAGCUCAGACCAUGCACUGGCUUGGCACCUUGGGCAAGACUUCAGAAAUGACCCAAAUGCAUGGGCAACUGCGAAAUGUGUAGAAUGGGAGAAAAAGGAGGAGAAGCUUCCAGACUUCAUGGAAGAAAUUAUAGAUUGCCCUUGCACCUUGGCACAGGCACGAGCUGACACUGGCAGGUUCCAUACAGAUUACGGCUGUGACAUUGAAAAGGAGAGUGUGUGUACUUACCACCCCGGCGCAGUGCAUUGUGUAAGAGCCAUCCAAGCCAGCCCCCGGUACGCGGCAGGACAGCAGUGCUGCUACGACCGCACGGGGGCCCAGAUCCUCACGCACGACUCCACGGGAGGCAGCACACCCGAUCGAGGCCACGACUGGGGCUCACCACCUUUCCUGAAGCCCCCCCGGAUACCUGGCUUUUCCCACUGGCUUUACGACGUCAUCAGCUUCUAUUACUGCUGCCUGUGGUCUGAUAACUGUCAUGUCUAUAUGAAAAAACGGUCCUCCAGCGACUGCCGGACGUACCGCCCGCCUCGAGCUGCAUCUGCUUUUGGGGAUCCUCACUUCCUCACGUUUGAUGGUCUGAACUUCACCUUCAAAGGUCACGGAGAAUACACGUUGGUAGAGUCUGAUCUCACAUCCCUACGUGUGCAAGGGAGGACCCAGCAAGUACACUUUCCCAACGGAACUGGGGCUCAGGUGACAGGCUUGUCCGCGGUGGCCAUGCAGGAGAACAACUCUGAUGUGAUCGAAGUGCGCUACUUGAACGAUUAUCUGCAGGUCCUCUUGAACCAGAAGGUCGUCAACUUCUCUGAGCAAAGUUGGCUGGACCUGAAAGGUCUCUUUCUCCAUUCUACAGCUGAUCAGAACAUCACAGUGAUGUUCUCUUCUGGGUCUGGCGUGGAAAUAAGGGGAAGUGGAGGAUUUCUGACCCUGACAGUUCUGCUCCCAGAGAAGUUUAUGAAUCACACACAGGGUCUCUUUGGGGUAAUGAAUGGCAAUAUGGAGGAUGACUAUACCUUCAAGAAUAAGACCACCAUGUCAGUUCAUGCAAGUCCCCAGCAGGUGUUUGAGUUUGGAGCUAACUGGGCUGUUGAAAAUGGAACUUCUCUCUUUACUUAUGACACAGAGUCCUUACUGAACAAUUUCUUUUAUGGGGAAAAGCACAAUGCUUCCUUUCUGCCCGUGUUCACUCCUUACGAAGACCCUGCGGAUCCGCUGGUGAAAGACAUGGUCUCGCUCUGUGACUCUGACCCCUUCUGCAGAUUCGAUGUCCUGACAACAAGAAACCUUCAAGUGGGAAAUUCCACAAGACGAUCUCAUCAGAAUCACAAGCGGCUGGUAGAAAAUCUAAAGCCAGUGAUCUCUUGUGGCUGGCUGGGUCAUCCGACCAACGGAACAAAGAAUGGAACUAAUUACCUGCUGGGCUCAACCAUCGCUUUCACCUGCGACGAGGGCUAUGAACUCACCGGGGCAAAGGAAAGAACUUGCCAAGCGACGGGGACGUGGUCUGGAGAAACACCCAGUUGCGUCGCGAGAGCAGAUAUCAAACAAAUGAUUCUUCUUGGCUGUGUAUUUGGAAUAGUCGGUCUUGCAGUCCUGGGACGUCUGACUUUCUUGUGCAGGAAGGAGAGGCGCAAAGAAAACCAGAAACUUCUUUCAGAGGUGCGAGUUGGAUCUGACCAAGAAACAGCGAAUUUCCAGAGGAGUUUUUAAUGAAAUACAGAAAAAGCAUAGCAGAUAUAGUCCACAGCAACAAAGACAGACUUUCCAAACAUGAACAAUGUUUUCAUACAGUAUACUAUUAUUUGAUUUCUGCUUUUAAUGUAAUGAGCGUGGAAUUGUACGGGAAAUGCUCACCAGCGUCCUGGGAUGACGUGGUGGCAGGCUCAGCCCACCGCCUGUCAGGAGCGAAGGAUAACGCUUCCGAAAGCAUCAGUCUCCAAGGUACGGGCACUAGUUUGACGUUGGCAAAAUGCAAAGACUCCCAGCCGACUACGCUGGCCGUUGUCAGAGAAACAUUCACCUUCUCUGGGGCCACGUAAGGCUGACUUAGACAGAUGUGAAAGCGGGUGCACCGUCAGGUGGACUACUGGCAAGUGGGGCUGAAUCUGCAGAUUGUUGGGGUGUUUUUUAGUAUGGAGGGAGAGAUAUUGUAGAUAUUUAAACAUUGCAUUCAAGUCUCUGAACACAGUCUCAAAGUGGCACUUUUAUUUCAGUCCUGCUCUAAUUUUAAAAGGACACAAUGUGGGGGCAGGGAGGGGAAAUACUGAGAAAAUGAAACCUUUCAACCUUUCCUUCCAGGUUAACUUCUAAUGAUUUUUUUUAAAAUCCAUCUUUAUUCAACCGUGCAAUUAGAUUCCAUCUUCAAAACAAAAAAAUCUGUUACCUGCACUGGAAAUGUUUUGCAAAACUUGCAAUGUUUUCCUUGAAUAACUGCAACAUGCCUACUGUUUCUGUUUUAAUACCUACCUGUAUUACAGUCUGUUUCAUUAUCUUCAUUAAAAAGUGAUUUCUGAACUACUACCCUUUACAGAAUCCUUUUACCAAAACCAAUCACCAUUUGCUUUUGUCUACACCCCAAAGGGUUUGUGAAGUUGGUUUUGUGUUGUCCAACUCUUUUGAUAGCAAAAGAAUUACUCACGUUUGCAGGUCGUUUGGUCUGGUUUUCUACAGUCUUUAAUUCAUAAACUACUCCAAAAUCACAGUGGUUUCAAAAAGCAAGGACAAAA
Chroicocephalus ridibundus (black-headed gull) is the source of this 3603-nucleotide messenger RNA. It is a transcript of the gene SUSD2, whose product is annotated as sushi domain containing 2. The record is from RefSeq and is a predicted model, not a curated record. Bases 86 to 2587 code for a protein of 833 amino acids. NCBI's taxonomy places the organism in Eukaryota, Metazoa, Chordata, Aves, Charadriiformes, Laridae. The transcript has 15 exons.